This is a messenger RNA of Pecten maximus, 2888 nucleotides long. RefSeq names its product chromatin assembly factor 1 subunit A-A-like. The coding region runs from base 487 to 1431 and encodes 314 amino acids. NCBI's taxonomy places the organism in Eukaryota, Metazoa, Mollusca, Bivalvia, Pectinida, Pectinidae. Gene Ontology annotation, molecular function: serine-type endopeptidase inhibitor activity. The transcript has 3 exons. The record is from RefSeq and is a predicted model, not a curated record.
AUAUAAGGUAUAUGUAGUAGUGGUUUAGUGUAUCAGUACGCUAGGGGAGCUCUGUGUACAGGUGUAUAUACACAGGCCCACUAGUAUACUGUAUUGCCAUUUACUCCAGUAUACCUUUACGUACGCUAUUUGCACUGGGAGAGUUACCUGUGCUGUGUGGAAAACAAGACACCGUAGGCGCGGAUAGCACUGCAGUGUAGCGAUCGGCUAAGAGUAUUACAGAGAGCACAACCUCAGUGUGAAACAAAACGACAGAAUUUUGGACGUAAAAAGUGAAACGGAUUGCAAGCCAUCGCGUUACGUUAUCCGGUCUACAAAUUGGAGGAAAUUUAUUUCCAUUGGUGUAUACAAAAUUCAGAAGAUUUUAAAAUGUAGCAAAUUUUGCUAAGAUGUGAUUUUUAUUUCGUUUUUGGAUUUACGUUAUAGUGUGUGACAGUAUGUGGCGUGUUUUUUGUGUGUAGAAUUUGACUGGCCUAAACUGCUACCAUGGUUACAUCGUGGAUCUAUUCUCUCGUCAUCCUGCCACUCGUGCUAGAGGUGAGUAGUUCCCGACGACUUUCUAUUGGACCGGAAGCGCAGAGAUUAUGCAGAAGCUAUCGGAAGGUGUGCUCCCCCGGCAGAUUCUGUGCAAUGCAGUACUUCAUUAAACCCAGAAAUAUUUCAUUGCCAAUAUGCGUCCCAGAACAUAUCAUUCCGGCUGAACAAAAGAUUUGUGAUCUUCAGCCGGACCAGGGUAACUGUGGAGCUCGCUACAUCAGGUGGUUCUAUCAUAAAGGCCAAAACAAAUGUAACUGGUUCUACUAUGGUGGAUGUGACGGAAAUCAAAAUAACUUCAAAAGCAAACAUCAAUGUGAGGAAACUUGUCGUGCAGCAAUUGACAACAAUGCGCAUACUAACCGGAACAAUGCUAUUGCGCUUCCGGUUAAAACAAGCCCAGUAGUGAUAUCUGAACCUAUUUUUCUACCAGAAAGAUCAAAUCAAAUAAAUCGGCCGUUUUCGCUGAGAUCUAAAAAGGUGGUAAAACAUGAUAAGGAGCGACGACGAAAGCGUAGAUUACGGGACAGGAAGAAGCGAAGGUUACAGAAACUGCGCAGGCGGAGACGGAAGUUAAACGUUACUCCCCGAAAACGUAGACGCGAUGGCAAAAUUUCGGGACGGAAACGUAAAAAUAGAAAGAAGAGGCGACAAGGAAGAAAGCAUAAAAAGAAGAAUAAGAAUAAAAAGAACAAAACACAUAAGGGCAAGAAAGACAAGAUGGUAGCGGAGAAAGAGGAGGAUAAAGAACGUAAUAAUGAAAAUCAAAUGACAAAUGAAAAACGUAAACAUGAUAAAACGACAACGGAUAUAGACACAGAAAGUCAAUCUUUGGUAAAAACAUUAACAGUCCUUGAUUCCGGUGACGAGGAAACAACAGAAGAUAGGGAGAGCUAACGAGUGUGAGAUUCAAAGGUACUCAAAUAUGAGAGGUUCGUGGUUGCGCGAAACUUACAAGCAUCAUAUCAAAACUGUAAAAACCGCCAACGGUGUGCAUUCAUUGAAAUAAUGAAAUAUAAAGAGCAAUUAAGCAGAAGAAGGGGAAUAUUUAAGGCAAAAUAAUAUCUAGAAAAAGAUGUGGUUCGCUCCGGCACGUUAAUUAUACGCCGUUGGUGGGAUAUAAUACAAGUGUUUCAAUUUUCAUCCACACAGAUGGGUAUCGAAUAGAACAUUAUUCAUCUUGGUUGAUGCUUAACCGGAAGUGACUGUCGGUUGUGAAGGAAUGGGUAUUGAUAUACACAUAAUCCCUGGUCGGCGUGGACGAAUAUUUUGUCUGCAAUGGAAAUUCUUGGACACUCUUAGCCGCUCGUGUUUUGUGAGUUCAAGCUAGAAAUGUGUAAAAUUGUAGCUAAUUGAAUAAAAGACAAUCUCCGCAUUGGAUAAGACGUGACUUUUUUUACAGUACUGUGAAAAUAAUUUCGUAAGCAAAAAUUUUCGAGCAAUUAUUCAUGGUCAUACAGACCCUUGACCAGUAUUGUCAGUUAAGAGCGUCUGGCGAACAAUGCUGGUAACUAGAUUACCCGUUCGCUGUCAUUCGAAAUUAGCCUUGAGCUAUUACAGUGCCCUGUAGUUGAGAGAUUCACCACUUGACAAUAUAGAGGAAGAAUAAGGGCAUGGAAUUCCGGCUUUGACUUCUUCCACGAGUGUUGUGCGGCUGUUGCCCUUUCGUAUUACUAAUAUGUACAUUAUUUUUAUGCCGUAUUUGAUGUAUAAGUAAUAAAUUAAUUCAUUAAUAACUUUAUUUUAUGGAAUAUGUUAAUAAUUCUGUACAUAUCUAAACUUUUAUUUUAUGUUUUGAGAGCAACCCCGUAUAGGUAGUUUAAUUUCAUUUCAAUAGGUUUAUGAUUAAAUGUAUAGAUUUUUCUCAUUCAUACAUCAGACUAUGUAUUUGGGUAACAUUGAACCGUACGAAGGGAUUUUGCUAUGUUCUGUAUAUAUCUUCUCGUGUUAUGAUGUAUAUAUUAUAAUUAAAUAUAUAUAUAUGUAUAUGUUAGACAUACGUUAUGGAAAUCAGCGCGGAGAUAAUACAUAGUAACCCCAUAACUGUUACAUAGCCGUAGUGUACAUCUCUGUCAGUAGAAUCUCCGCGCCUUUCACCACCAAUCAUGACAUCAUCAGCAAUAGUUCUAUUUCCUAGAAACUGUAAAAUGAAUAGGAGAAAAUAAAACCUUUUACUUGGGGGAAAAGUGCAUGUUCACUCUCAAAUCUGAAUAUUGCUAAUAUUUAAAAUUAUUGUUUAAACUGUCGGAUUCGUUUUAAUGUCGAAUAUGACUUCGUUAUAACUGUAUGAUAUCCAAACAUAAUAUGUGUUUAUAUUUGUACAGCUCAUCUCCAUAAAGAAAGUUGUGAUUCUA